GACUGCGUGGUCACAAUGUACUCAUAUCUUGACUUUUGCAUUUGCAGAAUGCCUAUUUCCAUGCAAGGGCACGUUUUUUUUUAUCUGUCAAUCGCUAGGGGACCCCAUCGUGGUGACGCAUGGACACACACACACACACACACACACACACACUCAUCUAUUAAUGUACUGUUCAGGAUGUUGCAGCCGCAGCAGCCCAUCACAGGCAACGGGCCCAGCGCAAGCCGCGGUCUCGGGUUGAACGUCCACCCGGGAAUGCAUCCCCUUAACCCGGUGCACCCGCAUUCUCAACACCGCCCCGAUGGAGUCCCCGCGGGCCUCGAAGGCAUCGAAAAUGGACACGACAACCGCCGAGACAUUAAAGAUAUCCUGCAACAGAUCAUGACGAUUACCGACCAAAGUUUAGACGAAGCUCAAGCAAAAAAACACGCUUUAAACUGUCAUCGGAUGAAACCGGCUUUAUUCAGCGUCCUGUGCGAAAUUAAAGAGAAAACUGGUCUUUCCAUGAGAAAUGCUCAGGAGGAGGAGCCUCCAGACCCACAGCUCGUGCGAUUGGACAACAUGCUGCUGGCCGAAGGUGUGGCUGGUCCAGAGAAGGGGGGCGGAGCCGCUGCUGCGGUCUCUGCCGCGACCAGCUCUGGUGGGAUGUCACCUGACAGCUCACUGGGGCACUCCGACUAUAAAAGCAAGUUGAGCCAAAUUCGGAACAUUUACCACACAGAGCUGGAAAAAUACGAGCAGGCCUGCAGUGAGUUCACUACCCAUGUUAUGAACCUGCUGAGGGAGCAGUCUCGCACCCGGCCCGUGUCUCCACGUGAGAUCGAGCGCAUGGUGGCCAUCAUCCACCGCAAGUUCAGCUCCAUCCAGUCGCAGCUCAAACAGAGUACCUGUGAAGCGGUCAUGAUACUGCGCUCACGCUUUCUGGACGCCAGGCGUAAACGGCGUAAUUUUAGUAAACAGGCCACAGAGGGCCUGAACGAGUAUUUCUAUUCACAUCUCUCGAACCCUUACCCGAGCGAGGAGGCCAAAGAAGAGCUGGCCAAGCAGUGCAGUAUCACUAUGUCUCAGGUGUCCAACUGGUUUGGCAACAAGAGGAUUCGCUAUAAGAGGAACAUUGGGAAGUUCCAGGAAGAGGCCAAUCUGUAUGCCAUGAAGACGGCCUUAGGGGCGACACAGAGUGAGGAAUCACCCCACACUCCAAACUCCACUGGCUCAGGGUCGUUCUCGAUGUCAGGGUCAGCUGACUGCUUCCUUGGAGUUCCUCCAAUGAACGGAGGUCAGCCUCCCUAUCACAUGGGGGCUCAGGAUGCUCAAUCACGCUUCUUAGAAAGACUCUAUAGUACCAGCGAGAGCCGGACUAAUGGUAACUGGCAGGAGCAGAACACGCCACCCUCCGCCACUUCACCCGGCAGCGAUCACUCCGACAACUCUGACUGAUGAGCUCCUUCCGCUGACGUCCCGCUCAGACACGGGAGGACAAACGGAAUGACGAAAGAAUGAUGGUCACUCGUCUACCCAACUGCAGUUUUAGUUUUUCGCAUUUUUGUUUUUAGAAGCUCAUUAUCAGACUUGACAUUGAGCCUCAUUCAUGAAACACGAGCAGAGAUUUUAAAUCGUUUGUAAAUCGUUCAUAAAGCCGUUUUUAUGAAAAUUGUCGUAUUCCAUUCAAUACGGUAAUUUACAAAAGAAUGGGCCUCAUUAAUGAAGCAUGAAGUAAAUUGUUUGUAAAAUGUUUAUUUUUUGCAUUCAGUUCAAUGUGAGCAGAACAGAUUUCAGUCUCAUGUAUAUAUAUAUAUAUAUAUAUGUGUAUGUGUGUGUGUUUGUGUGUGUAAAGCUAAUUUACUUAAGUUUGUGUUACAGUUCAUGCAGUUUAUGCAUAUGCAUACAUAUGUGUGUGUGUAAAUGUGUAUAUAUAUAGUUUUACAAACAACUUAAGCAUCUGUUGAGCUUUUGUUUCAUGAAUAAGGCCCUUUUUUCUGUUUGGAUGAAUGAGUGUGUUUGUGUGAGAGAGGAGCUGGAUGAGAUCUUGGCGUAUAUUUGCCGUUAUGUAUUUUAUUUUAGUUUUAUUUCACUUUUCCACUACAUUAAAACUUCCACUAUUUGUUACUGCAAUAUCUGGAUGUUGAAAGGGGAACUUUUUAAACUGCAUUAAGACUGCUUUCAUUAUAGUUAUUAUAUUAUUAUCAUCACUGCUCUAUAUUGUUUAUUCAGAGCUCAGAUAGAAUUGGCUUUGGUGAAGGGGGCAAAAGAGAAAAAUCCAAAGAUUGUUUUUUUUUCACAUGUGUGCGUUUCUCUUUUUUACUGGGUUUGUGUAUGUAUCAGUUAUAUGAAUGAGGUGUGUUUGCUGUCUUUAUUUACCGUUUGAAUGAGUAUAUCAACAGUGCUGUCUUUUCUCUGUACAGUGAAACACCUGUAUUCUCUACCUCUUUUACAAUAAAGACUGUCUGUACACAUUCAUCAUUUGCAACAACAGUU
This is a messenger RNA of Sinocyclocheilus anshuiensis, 2475 nucleotides long. RefSeq names its product pre-B-cell leukemia homeobox 2 (gene pbx2). The transcript is spliced from 9 exons. Gene Ontology annotation, cellular component: nucleus. NCBI's taxonomy places the organism in Eukaryota, Metazoa, Chordata, Actinopteri, Cypriniformes, Cyprinidae. Gene Ontology annotation, molecular function: DNA-binding transcription factor activity, RNA polymerase II-specific; DNA binding. Bases 16 to 1437 code for a protein of 473 amino acids. Gene Ontology annotation, biological process: regulation of DNA-templated transcription. The record is from RefSeq and is a predicted model, not a curated record.